Trifolium pratense (red clover) is the source of this 1179-nucleotide messenger RNA. RefSeq lists its product as uncharacterized. The transcript has a single exon. The record is from RefSeq and is a predicted model, not a curated record. The coding region runs from base 1 to 1179 and encodes 392 amino acids. Gene Ontology annotation, molecular function: RNA-DNA hybrid ribonuclease activity; nucleic acid binding. Lineage: Eukaryota; Viridiplantae; Streptophyta; Magnoliopsida; Fabales; Fabaceae.
AUGAGGCUAAAGUUCCAGCAUUUAAUAGGGUCAGAUGAAAUGAGGUCUGUGAGGCCCCAUACUAAAGAGGGGAUUUACUCAGUUAAGUCUGGGUAUAACCUCCUAAGGAGCUGGAAGAAUGCUGAAACCCCCGGCUCUACUCACUCAGACCCGAACUACAAAGUGUGGAAAAGGCUUUGGACUCUUCCAACAAUACCUAGACAUAAAGUUUUACUGUGGAGAAUUAUCCAACAAGCUCUCCCAGUUCGAAGUGAACUUAGUAAACGUGGAAUUCAAUGCCUUAUUCAGUGUCCUCGAUGCCUUCAGAGGGCGGAGACAAUUAAUCAUACUUUUAUGCACUGUCAGCAGGUUUCUAGAGUUUGGUUUGGUUCCAAGCUAGGAAUUCGAUUUGAUGAAAGACAAGGGAAUUUCAUUGACUGGCUAAUUUACACUAUCAACAAUCUUAAUGACGAAGACCUUAGUUAUGUGGCCGCUAUUACCUAUGGUAUUUGGUAUACCCGCAACCAAAAAGUUUUUGAAGACAAAGACUAUGAAGAAAUCUGGGUCAUUAACAACGCUUCUACUAGUAUCAGAGAGUACCAACAAGCUAACAUGACAACUACACACGAACAACACAGUAAGACGCUAGAGUCUCGUCAUUCUAACAAUCAUAACAACAAUCAACAACCUGACAUACAUACUACCACGAUGAAUCGCUGGAACCGGCCUAACCCCGACGUUAUUAAAAUUAACUGCGAUGCUAACCUGGCCAGAACGGGGAGAUGGGGAUUAGGUGCGGUUUGUCGUGACUCCGAUGGCUACCUGGUGGCUGCUGUGACGUGGGAACUCCCAGGUUGUCUUGAUCCUUCCCUGGCUGAGGCGUGCGUACUCUACAAAGCAACUUGGCUAGCGAUUGAGUGCUGCUUUCAGGAGGUGGUCUUUGAGAGUGAUAAUAGCAAAAUAAUUUCUCUCAUGAAUAGUGCUCGUGAAAUCCCUAGAUCCUAUUUGGGGAAUUUCAUUAGGGGUAUUAAGUGUAAUAAAGAUUACUUUAGGGGUUGUAAUUUUGUGCAUAUUAAAAGGGAAGCCAAUAAGGCAGCCCAUCUGUUAGCCUCUCUAGCCCACUCAGAGCCCAAUAAGGUGUGGCUAGAAGAAUCCCCUUCUCCUAUUGUACAUAUUCUGACCUCUGAUUUGAUGCAAUAA